CAAAACACACUCACAUGCACAUGCACUCUACUUUCAAGCAGAGGACUGGUUUCCACUCCCGCACCUCCUGUAUAUCGCACAUGACCGGUCUGAAGGACGCCAGCAGACAUUUCCUACCUGUGCGCCUCCAGCGUGCGUCACGCAAACUCUCCUUCGUGUAGUUGUUUCCUCCGCCGUUUUCCUAACCGGCGAUUUUGGAUUACGGAGAAAAAACAAGCCGCGUGGGCGCGUAACUCCCGAAAUCAUGGAUUUAUGGAUAAAGUUGAUGUUGUUGUGCAGCUUCUGCUUUGGGGCAAGUGCAGACUUUGAUGGCAGGUGGCCGCGGCAGAUGGCCUCGUCCACCGGCCUGUGUCGAUACGGGGCCAGGGUGGACUGCUGCUGGGGAUGGACACGCCGGUCCUGGGGUCACUGCCAGCCUGUAUGCCAGUCUGGCUGUAAGCACGGAGACUGCGUGGGACCCAAUAAGUGCAAGUGCCACCCUGGCUUCACCGGCAAGACCUGCAAUCAAGACCUGAAUGAGUGCGGACUGAAACCAAGGCCCUGUAAACACAGGUGCAUGAACACGUACGGGAGUUACAAGUGCUACUGCCUCAACGGCUACAUGCUGAUGCCUGACGGGACCUGUGGAAAUGCUCGCACUUGUGGCAUGUCCAACUGCCAGUACGGCUGCGAGGUGCUGAAAGGAGAGGUCAGAUGCCAGUGUCCGUCGCCGGGGUUAAAACUGGCUCCGGAUGGAAGAACCUGUGGGGAUGUGGAUGAGUGUGCAACAGGGAUAGCCGUGUGUCCCCGGUUCAGGAAAUGCAUGAACACCUUUGGUAGCUACAUCUGCAAGUGCCAUGAAGGCUUUGACCUGCAAUACAUCAAUGGGAAAUACCAGUGCAGAGAUGUGGAUGAGUGUUCUUUAGGUCAGAGCCACUGCAGCAACUUUGCCUCCUGCUACAACACGCCGGGCUCAUACAAGUGCAAAUGCAAAGACGGCUACAGGGGGAUGGGCCACGAUUGCAAACCCAUUCCUAAGGUGGUUAUCGACCCUCCGAGACCAGGCAAAUUGCCUCCAAAUCAUCACAACCACAUCCCCGACAUGGAUCAGAAAAGAACCACCACUACCCUCCGCCCAGCAGUGACUCAAAAGAGAAUCUUCACCAUUAUCCCCAAAUCAACUGCUGCCACAACCACGACCGCGACCACAACGGCGGCCCAGACGACGACCACGACGGCUGCUACGACGGCGGCCACGACCACGACCACGACCACGACCAAAGCACCUCUGCCUCCAAGGAGGGUUACCCCGCCUCCACGCAAGCCAGCAGUUCCCACCCGAAAGCCCUUUAUCCCAACCAGGAAGCCGCCAGCACCGACACGCAAGCCCUACGUCCCACCAAAGCCGGUGUCUCCCACACGACGCCCGCUGCCACCGCCACCGAUUACACCUGUAGACAACACCAUCCAGAAGGAGGUCACCAAACAGAGAGGGGAUGUUCACAUCCCUCGGAACCAUGGCCACAACACCGUCCUCGGUGUCGACUUUGACAUUGAGCUCGGCAACACAGCGGAUGAAGCCAAGGACGACCCAGAGUCGGGGUAUCUGAGCUGCUCCUUUGAUGAUGGUCUUUGUGGUUGGAUAAGGGACAGAGAUGGAGACCUGCAUUGGGAGACAACACCUGAUCCGUCAGGUGGAAGGUACCUCACCAUUCCUGAGGUCGGCAACAAAAGGACCGGGCGAGGGGCACGGCUGGUCCUCCCACUCACCCCCCCGUGGAACGAUGGCAAUCUGUGCCUGUCCUUCCGGCACAAGCUGGCAGGCCACCACGUGGGUAUGCUGCAGGUGUUUGUGAAGAAGGGGAAGCAGUACAGUCCAGCAGUCUGGGGCCGGACAGGAGGAAAUGGCUGGAGGCACACCCAAAUCACACUAUGGGGCACAGGCCUGGAAAGCGUGAUCCUGAAGGGGGAGCGUGGGCGAGGCAGGAGUGGCGAGAUGGCUGUGGACGACAUAACCCUGAGGAAAGGCUCCUGCACAGAGGAGCACAAUCUGAGGAGACUCUGACUGACAGAACAGAGAAAGGCAGCAAGAAAACAAGAGGGGAAAUCAUCACAAAGAGAACUGACUCUGUUGUGACAUCCCCUCACUCUGCCUGGCGUCUCGCUGAUCCCCCCCCGUCCCCCCUCCCAGCCAUUCUGUGAACGAUUUACAAAAAGCUGUGCGUCCACAGAACAGUGAGUUCCUCCUUUUUGACUGUCCAUGAAUAAAAAGACUGAAUUGAAAUGUCAUGUGCUGAUCACAGCAGCACACCCCCGUCUUCUCAGACACCCUCUCACUCCAUAACCUUGUUACCAUGAAGCCUGCAUGACCCAACUUAUCAUGGAAGUGUCCUCCACCACACAGCCCUGGCAGCCUGCCAGCCACACAGCUGAGAGGCUCACUGUUCCUGGUGAGAGGAUCGUUCCCUCACUUAGCAGUCUGCUUUUGCCUUGCUUUCAUCCUUUAGCCACAAGCCAUUGCUUAUUAUUUGCUGAUAUACAUUUCGGUGAGGUUAAGAGGUUUAAAACAAAUUUUAAAAAAUAAAGAAAUGAUGUAAGACUAAUUGUAAAAUAUCAACGAGAUAGUCCUGCCAUUGUUGGUCUUACAAUUGUUUCACAGCACUGUUUGGACUGACAUUUUUUUUUGUCACUGUAUUUAAAAGAUCCGUUUGGUAGAAGAGGGUUUCGAUCUUUUGUUAAGCCUCCUAAAGUUGUUUGAGCACUCUAUAUGUUUUUUUCAUAUACUCAAAAUGUGUCAAACAGAAUCAGUGUAUGAUUUUUGACACUUUAAAUCAACACUUAAUUUUUAUUAAACAGUAUGUGCUUUGUUAUAUUAAGUGCAGUUUGUUAUAUCUACGAUACCAACACAUUUCUAGGCUUUCAAAAAAUGUAUUAUUGUAAAAGUAGCUGUGUGUACAUACUCUGAAAUUCUACAAUCCCAUUUGUUGUGUGGUUUAUACGUUAUGUAAAUUCAUCCAUUGAUAUUAAUUGGAUUUCAAAAUGGUUGGUAUUUCAACUUUUACUUACAGUACAUGUAUACAGAUGGAAACCUUGUGUAGCUCAAGGCUGUGUAUGUCAAUGUCAAUGUGUUAUGGUAAAAUGCUCUGUCUGUAACUUGCAAAGCACAUAGUUGCAUAUUGUAUGCUGUGAUAAUGAAGGGCAUCGGCUGGAAUUGUAAGGUUUUCUGUUUGCAUGGGUGCAUUCACCAAAUUCAGAUAUAUCCAGACCAGUAUGUAAAUAAAAUUAAUUUGACUGAUAUUGUAU
Messenger RNA from Cyclopterus lumpus (lumpfish), 3282 nucleotides. It is a transcript of the gene npnta, whose product is annotated as nephronectin a. Gene Ontology annotation, molecular function: calcium ion binding. The transcript has 12 exons. Gene Ontology annotation, cellular component: membrane. Bases 245 to 2044 code for a protein of 599 amino acids. The record is from RefSeq and is a predicted model, not a curated record. Lineage: Eukaryota; Metazoa; Chordata; Actinopteri; Perciformes; Cyclopteridae.